AUGUCCACCUCAAAGAAACUUGGACCUGACUUCGGAGCUCCAUCAGGCGAGGACACGCGACAACGGUGCGGUGAACUUCGAUGGACGACCACAAGUGACUCGCACUUUGCCCAGACCUCCACACUGUUCGACCAUACGAACCAUCCAACCCACUUCCAGGGCGUCAGUUUCCCCGUAUUCGAGAAGCCAGUAAUUGACUCACCUACCAAGCAUCAUUUGGCAACAGUUACCACAUAG
Messenger RNA from Opisthorchis viverrini, 237 nucleotides. RefSeq lists its product as hypothetical. NCBI's taxonomy places the organism in Eukaryota, Metazoa, Platyhelminthes, Trematoda, Opisthorchiida, Opisthorchiidae. The coding region runs from base 1 to 237 and encodes 78 amino acids. The transcript has a single exon. The record is from RefSeq and is a predicted model, not a curated record.